AUGAAGAAGAUGAUGCUGGAACACUACCAGCAAGUUCUAAGAUACGUGUCAAACUUCGCUGCCGUCGUAGUCGCGAUUCACGCGUACCGCUUGCAGCAGCAGCCGGACUUUGCCUCCACAUUCCAGUUUUCGGUGGUCUUCCUGCAAUAUCUCGCCGCCUGCUGGGUGGCGAGAUGGAAUGUCACUUUCCACACGCUUCGUUUGCUCAAUCUCCUCUCACAUAUUGGUCACGUCUCCUACGUCAUCAACAUGCACGUAUCUGCAGAGGAAGCAGAUUACAAUUUCCACUCGGUUUACUCGGCGGCCCUCCGCGUCUUUGUGGCUGCCGUCAUACACGACACGCCGGUGAUUAUCCCAUGUCAGACUUUCGUUUGUGUGGUGGAAGUUGCAUGCCACUUCUGCCUGGAGGGCGCAGCCCCCCGCGGUCCUCCCUGGCACUUCCUGGGUGCUCAAGCUGCGAUUCUGCUCUUAGUAUGUGGAGUCGCUAUUAUGGUCCAGGAGCGGGCCCGAACCAGCAUCAGAGCUUCACUGCAAUCGGCCGAUGCGAAUCUCUCUUUGGAAGGCUUCCAGCGAGUCUUGCGAAGUGUUUGCGAUGCGGACGUGCUGCUGGAUGAUGGCGUGAAGUUUACCGACCUACUCGACCAGGACGGAAAAACGGAGUUCGAGACAUUCGUCCGGAAAUCAUGCAGCGCAAGCCAAAGUCCACACAAGAAGGAGGAGAAGGAUAACAGUUGCAGCAUUCCCCCGUGCUUGCGCGUCUCGCUACCUAGUGCGUAUUCGCGGGUGGGCGUGGACAUUUUCCAUGUUCCCGUGCCACGCUUCGUGGAUGCUGCUGGGCCCCUUCACCUUCUGGCCUUUACGGAAGAUCCAGAUACGCGGAUACAGCCGGAUGCAACUCUCGGAGCGAUUCCAGAAGCGCUCUCGGUGUACUCCGAAGCGGAUGACGUUCAGGACCGCAUGUCCACUGCGGCAGAUUCGGAGGGCGGCUGCUCAAAACACAGUCUGGGCAGUUCGAUACUCUGCAGGGUACAUCCUGUUCCCGAGCUGCGCGAGCUUACCAUGCUCGUGGAUGCUAGUACGGACCAGCAGGAUGUGCUGCAAGUGCACGCCAAGUUUAAGCGAGACAAGCGAGUGGCAAAGUUUGCGCAAGAUCAGUGCCAGGUGGGUUCUCCAGAAAGAGAUGAGAUGCCGCCCCUGAUGCUUCGGAGGUUGGACGACCAAAACAAGUUCCUGGCGGCGAACACGGUGAACCUAGCACCUGGGUCCUGUUGGAUACAAUUUUACAUUGUUGUUAUGAAAAAACCCUAA
Symbiodinium necroappetens is the source of this 1308-nucleotide messenger RNA. The record is from the annotation of a GenBank genome assembly. NCBI's taxonomy places the organism in Eukaryota, Dinophyceae, Suessiales, Symbiodiniaceae.